AUGAAGUUUUCCACAGCCUCCGUACUGGCCGCCUGCGUCCCUGCCGUCGCAGGACGCUUUAUCGAAAAAGGCACCGCCAGCGCCUCCAACGAUCAUGUCGUGCUACACCCCGAGGAAAAGUUCCUGAUCGAGACGGCGCCCGGCAAACAGCAAUGGGUCACCGAGGAGGAUAAAUGGGAGCUUCGCCGCAACGGCCAAAACUUCAUGGACAUUACCGAAACCCGCAAUCUCGGCGCCUCCAAGAUUGGAGCCAACACUGUCGUUCAGUUCCCCAAAAAGGUGUCUCAGCAAAAGGUAGUCAACAAGCUCGCCAAGACGCUCUCAAAGAGUGAAAUGCAAAAGAACCUCGAGAAGCUUACUAGCUUCUACACUCGAUACUUUCGAUCCGAAACCGGCCUGCAAUCCUCGGACUGGGUCCUGGAAAAAGUGAACAGCAUCAUCAAGGAAGCAGGCGCCGACAAGACGGUCUUUGCGGAGAGUUUCCCGCACCCCUGGCAGCAGCACUCCGUCAUUGCCACUAUUCCUGGCCGCACCAACAACACGAUUGUGAUUGGCGCCCACCAGGAUUCCACCAACCUCUGGCUGCCUUCGGUUCUCGCCGCCCCCGGCGCCGACGACGACGGCAGCGGCACCGUCACCAUCAUGGAGGCUUUCCGCACCAUUCUCCAGUCUCAGGACAUUGUCAACGGCAAGGCCCAAAAUACAAUCGAGUUCCACUGGUAUAGCGCCGAAGAGGGCGGGUUACUCGGAAGCCAAGCAAUCUUUAGCGAAUAUGAGCGAGGUGGCCGGGCCGUCAAGGCUAUGCUCCAGCAAGACAUGACUGGCUACAUCCAGGGCACUCUCGACGCUGGAAAGCCCGAGAGCGUCGGUGUCAUUAUGGACUUUGUCGAUCCUGGCCUGACCAAGUUUAUCAAGGUCGUCAUUGAAGAGUACUGCGAUAUUCCCUGGGUCGAAACCAAGUGCGGCUAUGCCUGCUCCGACCACGCUUCGGCGUCCAAGGCUGGCUACCCAUCUGCAUUUGUCAUCGAGUCUGCUUUCGAGAAUUCUGACCCUCAUAUCCACACUACCGAGGACCUGAUUAAGUAUCUCUCCUUUGAUCACAUGCUCCAGCACGCCAAGAUGACGCUUGGCUUGGUCUACGAGCUCGGCACCCAUGACUUUGACAAGGACGGCGGCCUUGACAAUCUCGAGCUGUAA
This is a messenger RNA of Beauveria bassiana ARSEF 2860, 1197 nucleotides long. RefSeq names its product peptidase family M28. Gene Ontology annotation, biological process: proteolysis. The record is from RefSeq and is a predicted model, not a curated record. NCBI's taxonomy places the organism in Eukaryota, Fungi, Ascomycota, Sordariomycetes, Hypocreales, Cordycipitaceae. The transcript has 3 exons. Bases 1 to 1197 code for a protein of 398 amino acids. Gene Ontology annotation, molecular function: metalloexopeptidase activity.